Messenger RNA from Octopus bimaculoides (California two-spot octopus), 4842 nucleotides. RefSeq names its product cilia- and flagella-associated protein 54. NCBI's taxonomy places the organism in Eukaryota, Metazoa, Mollusca, Cephalopoda, Octopoda, Octopodidae. The record is from RefSeq and is a predicted model, not a curated record. Gene Ontology annotation, biological process: cilium assembly.
UCCGUUAAUCUGUUGAAAUCCCCUAGCGUUAUGUCACAGCAGUCACUCUCCACCUAUGUUUGGAGAUUGACUGCUACUGCUACAUAACAUGAAGGGAUUUGAAUGAAUUAAUGGAACCUAUAUAACUGGACAUUUCCCAGACUGUUUUUUCUCCAGAAGUUUGGCUUUUGCAUCUGAAAUAUAAAGGUCUUGUGAAACUUUCUGCACUGUCAGAAGCUUUCUAUUUUCUCACCUUUUUCCCUUCUGUAUAUGCACAUGUGCGUGCACAGACACACACACGUGUGCACACACACACACCCCAUGGACUUCUAUCAGUUUUCGUGUGCCAAAUCAGCUCAGAAGGCUUUGAUUGGUCAUGGCCUAUAACAGAAGAUAUUUGCUCAAGGUAUCAUGCAGUGGAACUGAAACCUAGACUAUGUUGUUGGAAAGCAAGCUUCUUAAACACUCAGCUACACCUAUGUGAUUAAAAAUAUAUAGAUAUUUUGAUUUAAAUAUGAAUAGGUAAAUGUGUUUAUUUGUAUUUUACCUGUUAAUCAGAUAGAUACAUUCUAUAUUUUCUUGGGGUAAUAUCAGCAUGGAAAAAGUGGAAUCUUAAAAUGUAGCUUUGCACAUAUAUACUAUCAAUCCAUUAUGUACUAUAUUCAGGACUGGCACUAGGUGAUGCUUGGCUCAAUUAGAAAAUUAUCAGUGGGGCCAUCUCCUCUACAAAAGAUGAAGAUUGAUGUUUCAUGCUUCAUGUAGUUUGCCAAUCCCAGCCAAAAAGCAUUAAGGGCUUGAGGCUCCACCAUUAGCCACAAUAAUAUACUAAAAAAUCAUCAUAGCAUCCUCUGCUUGAGCAUGUGCACAGGGUCCUCUCUUGGUGCGGGGUCCAGUUUGAACAAAUCUGUCCAAUUGGCUUAAAACCAACCCUGGAUAUAUUUCCGUUAUGAGAAACAGGAAAAAAAAAAAAAAGAAAAAAGAAAAAACAUAACUCAGUAACUAAGAAUUUCUUUUCAGUUGUCUUGGCCAAGAACUAAUACAGAAAAGUUAUUAGUUGAGUUGUUUGAUAGUGAAUCAGCACAAUUCUUAGCUAUCGUGGAAAGUCUGAGUGACAGUCACAUACGUAUCAUAACACCGGGCGGUGUUUUCCAAGGAGAGAUGGAGUUAAACGAUGUAAGUUUAGAACUGUUUGCUGCUGCCAAAGAAAUAGUCUCAGGAAAUAUAGCAGCUAACCGCUCAAGAAAAGAUUCUUAUAGCAAUAUUUUCACUAAUGUUAUCCAGACUGAAGAUAAUUCUCUUUUAGAAUUAGCAAUAAUUGGAGAAAACAAAGUACCUAUCAAAUCAGUAUUUCAUCUUACUGUCCUGGCAUUUUGUUAUGAGCAAUGGGAAUUCUUCGUUAACUUUGCAGAUGCUUUGCAGAGAAUUAAAGAUGAAAGAUAUGCUUGGGAUGUUAAAAUCAUGCAGCUUCUUAUUGUAAUGGAGAAAUUGCUACAUGGGCGAAGAUUACGAAAAGGACAAACAUCUGUUCUCAUAAUUCCUGAGACUGAUAAUGAGGAUGAUUUUGAGGCUGAUAGCUCUGAAAUUGUUCAUCCCACACUGUCAGGAUAUACAGUUGUAGCUGACGACUUACUCAUCUUGUCUCAAGUUCUGAAGUCUGUUUUAACAAGCAAUUUUUGUCCAACACAAGUUGACCUCACUGUAGUUCUUGAAGUUGUUUAUUAUCUGUGGAACCAAACCAAAGCAGUACUACGUCGGUACCAAAUCGGAUUUGAGGAUAAUUCAAAGUACUUCCAAAAGAGCGAAAAUAUAGCAACGUGGCUGCCUAUUCUGGAUGUGAUUUUCUCAGUGAUGUGUUGGUGUCAUGUCUCCUCCCAUAAUUUUACAGUUUUUAGUGAAGUUACACUUCGCCUGGCUUUACUUUUAGAAGUUUGCGCCAAUUUAACACAAGGAAAGAAAUCAUGGAAAGAUAUAGAGAAAAAAGAAAUGCUUUUGAUGUCUUCAUCAUCACCACCAGAAAUGACAUUUAAAAAAGAAGGAAACUCUUCAUCUUCAAAUUUAGUUGAGGAUUCUUUUAUACCAUCAGAUAUUCACCUAUUGACAAAAGAAGAUUUUUUGAGAUUAGCAAGAAACAUUCUAAUGAAAGGCCUCAAAGAUAUUGACCAAGCUCGCAGUUUAGCUGCAAAACAGGAGAGUCCAAUGUCCAGGAAUGCUUUGGGUGUAAAAGAAGAGGAUAGUCAGGUCUCUGAAACAGGAAAUAAUGUUAAGACUGCAGCUGAGAAUGUCAACAAAUUAAUUCCUAAAGAUCAACUUCUGAAUUUUGAGAGUCCCAUUUGUCAUUUUAUGAGAGAUCAACACACUGAAUUGUUAUUUAUUUACUAUAGAGUAUCAUGCAAACUGAUAAAAACUGGUCCAGGGAAAUCAGAUCUUAAAAAAGAUUUACAAUCAUCGAAAAAGAAUUCUAAAAAGAAAAAAGAAGACACUUUCACGGUCACUUAUGAGAUGUUACUGAAUGAAUGUGGCUCCCAUAAUUUGAUGAAAUCCCUCCUGAAAAUGCAAGCUGCUGUGGUGUCAGAUGAAUCAAAAAAAGAAAUAUUACAGAAAUCUUUGGAUUCUUUAAUAAAGUUCCAGAAAGAAGAGUCCAAAAUGUAUGAAGUUAACAAUAGUGUCUACAUGCUUGAUAAAAAACCCACUGUACCAGAGAGGAACGUGCCAUUGCCUCCUAUUCUUUUAUGGCGGUCACCAUCAGCAUUAGCAUUUAAACCUGCCAAAUUCAAUCCAUCUUCUGGUGAAAAGGUGUGCUGGUAUCGGCUGUUUGCUCAAAUUAUAACAACCAGCUAUAAUAAAGUCAGAUUAAAUGAUACUCCAGUACCUGGAACAGGAAACUUAAUACCUGCAAGCUACAAAGAAAUUAUAGUGACAGGUAUGAAAACUAACCAACAGUAUGUUUUUGCAUUGGGUGCUUACACCAGUGAUGGUAAACUAAUUGGAGAUAAUAUUGGAGAUAGCACUACACCAAUUCUUGUGUCCAACUCAUUAUCUAUACCUUUAACAUACGUAUUUCUGUGUCAGAUCUCCUACCAACUGAACUGUUUCUCCAUCUCAGUACACAUAUUUGACAAUUUGUGUUCUCAUUUUGUAAAGAACUUUGAUUCUCCUCCUUCAACAUCAAAAAAUAAAUCAACAACUCAGAGAUUUUUUCAAAAAUUUCCCAGAAUAAAUAAGACUGUAAAGCUUACAGCCUCUCCAAUAUUAUUGAUGCAGUUUUACACAUGUAUUAUGACAUCUGUAGACAUAAGCAUUCGUACAGGAAAGUUGUUCUGUGAUAAACUUUGUGAUGAUGGUCCAUUUCAAAUAAAACAGAAAAAGCGCUUAGUUGAAUGCAAAAAGUUGUUGCUUGCAAUUGACCUAGCAUCUUUUCUGAAUGAUGUCAAUCUAUGUGUUCAAGCUCUUGUUCAGAUAUAUGGCUUGUUAGUACCAUUCCUGUAUCAUUCGUGGAUUUUCCCGCCUGUCAUUCAGAUACUUCUGUUUUGUUAUGGAGUUUUACAAGAAUUACCUAGUAAUAUCCGUCAGAAAAGAACAACUGCUAUUGUAGACAGCAUGCAUCAUAUGGUCACUUGUAUUGUCUAUCAUCUUAGUAAGAUGUUACACAAAAUGAAGGAAAAGAACAUGGCUUUAGAAAUCUGUGAAACUGGUUGUCGAAUCCUGCAAGAUGAUAUAAUGGCCAGGAAAACUACUUCUCCGAUUACUGAAUCUUAUACAAUUGAAUCAGAGGCAAUGAAUGACAAAACAGAAACACCUAACUGGUCAUACACUAAAUUACGGCAGGCUGUUAAAUCUAAACAAGAUAACAUUGCCGAAAUGAAUGUAAAGGAAGAACUGGUUAUUUUGGAAGAGGCUCUAUCUUACAUUAAUAAACUAGCCAACAAUGAGGCUGAUUCUGGUAUUAAGGAUGAAGAUAGCAGUGUUGGGUUGGUUUAUUGUUCAAUAAUGUCCAGCCGCCAAGGAAAUAAGGAAGAUACAUAUACACCAUGUGAUCAGUACAAGUUUGGGCUAAUCUCCAUCAGGAACAUUGGCAGCCACUAUGGUGUUGGCCCAUCCUUAGCUUUGAUGACAGCCUCCACUCUUGCAGGCAUACUUUCAAUCAGGUGGAAAUUAGAUCUUUCUCCAAAAUCUGCACCUAAAGCUAAAGGAGCUGCAACUGUGGUGGAAUACAAUAAAAGACAGAAUCUAACAGUGGAAUCAAUUGCACAACGGAAAAAGGAUGCAAAAGCGAAAGCUAAAGAAAAGAUGCCACAAGUUAAAAAGCGAAUUUUUGCAUCUGACCCACCUGAUGUUGAAGCUGUCAAACUAAAGGCCUUAUCGGUUCUCACUAAAUUUGUACCUAAAUGUGUCAAGAACUUUCUGAAUAGAAAGUAUACCAGACAAAUCAUGGAAAAAGAACUACCAUAUAAAUGUCAGCUCAAUAUGCUGCAAGCUAUUGCCCUAUUUAAUUCCUUAUUAGAAAAGUAUGAACACUAUCUAAGGGUUCAACCCAAUGUGACAGCUGAAAACUUUGGCAGAGGUUUUGAUUACGAGUGGAUUUCGUUUGAAAACAAUGGCCUCUUCCUCGAUUAUACAGUGAUAGAUGCAACAGUAUUGAAACAAGAAGAAAAACUUCCUCACUACACAAAGUAUGUAUCAGGUCAUGCCAAACCUCACAUUGACAUAACUCCUGAAAGCACUUAUGAAUGUUUAGGUAAAAUGUUCAUUCACUUCAGAACAGCACUUGGUUGUGUGAGGGGAAAGGACAUACCAAAUAAUUUUAUCUGGGAUACCCAUAUGAAAAGAUGGAACGGCUAUGAUUGGAAUGCCUUUGAUCAGUAA